AUGGAUACCUACAUCAAGGACUCUCUGGAAGCAGGCCUCAUGCGUCCAUCUACCUCCCCGAGUGUACUGUUUGAGAGUGUACUGUUUGAGAGUGUACUGUUUGAGAGUGUACUGUUUGAGAGUGUACUGUUUGAGAGUGUACUGUUUGAGAGUGUACUGUUUGAGAGUGUACUGUUUGAGAGUGUACUGUUUGAGAGUGUACUGUUUGAGAGUGUACUGUUUGAGAGUGUACUGUUUGAGAGUGUACUGUUUGAGAGUGUACUGUUUGAGAGUCCGCAGACGCAUAUGACCUCUGACGGGCCGGGCACCCACGCCACAGAUGUGCUGACGAGCCACACCCAUGCCUAUCAACAGGGCUCUUUGGGCGGUGAGCGGAGCACUGGACCAAUCCGGUGCCAGCGUUGUCGGGAGGCGUGUAAGGGAGAGGUGGUGCGCGUUCAGGACACACACUUCCAUGUCAAGUGUUUCACCUGCACAGUGUGUGAGUGUGACCUGGCUAGGUCUGGGUUCUAUCAGAAGAGUGGUGAGUACAUCUGUACGUCAGACUACCAGCGUCUGUACGGGACGCGCUGUGACCGCUGUGAUGGAUUCAUCACCGGGGAGGUGGUCUCUGCUCUGGGGAGGACCUACCACCCUACCUGCUUCGUCUGCAGUGUCUGCAGGAAGCCGUUCCCUAUCGGAGACAGAGUGACGUUCAGUGGGAAGGAUUGUGUGUGUCAGCAGUGUUCUCACACACUUGUCACCUCCAACGAACCAAUCAAGAUCCACGGACCCAGCCACUGUUCAGGGUGUGGAGAGGAUAUUAAACAGGGACAGUCUCUGCUGGCGUUGGAGAAACAGUGGCAUGUCAGCUGCUUCAAGUGUCAAACCUGCAACAUGGUCCUCACUGGGGAAUACAUCAGCAAGGACAAUGUGCCGUACUGUGAGUCUGAUUACCACGCCCAGUUUGGGAUUAAGUGUGAGACGUGCAGCAGAUACAUCAGUGGACGGGUACUGGAGGCAGGGGGGAAACACUACCACCCUACCUGUGCCCGCUGUUCCCGCUGUCACAUGAUGUUUACAGAGGGAGAAGAAAUGUACCUGCAUGGUGGUGAGGUGUGGCACCCUUUGUGUAAGCAAGCAGCCAGAUCAGAGAGAAGAAUCAGGCACAGACGUCUGUCAGAGACCUCCAUCUCUCCACCGGGCUCGUCAAUUGGCUCUCCCAGCCGUGUCAUCUGUGCCAGGGUGGAGAAUGUGAUGCCAGACUAUAAGGACUUUGCCGCACUGCCUAAGGUCAAGGCCAUAUAUGAGGUCCAGCCACCUGACCUCAUAUCAUCCUACCAGCAACACAGAUACUCCUCAGAUGACAUAGAGACCUUCAGCUAUGGAGAGUCACCUGGGACUCUCUAUUCUCAGAAGCUGUAUGACAGUGUAGACAUGAAACAGAGACAGUAUUCCAGCCCCAGCUACAUGGAUUCUCCCUUCUUCGGCCGUCAAGCCAUGUCUCCCAUAAUGCCUUGCUCACCGCAGCACUAUGGACACCCUGGCUCUGAGAGUGGCAGGAGCUCGCCCUAUUACGGCUCGCUGGAGGGACGGCCUAGUUCUUCUACCACAUACCACGCCCCCAAGCAUUUCCAUGUACCAGCCUCAGGCGAACCCAACAUCUACCACAAACCUCCCAUCUAUAAGAGAACGGACAAUCUCCCAGCCACCAAAAGCAGGACCAGCGAAGAUCUAAUCACAUCCUCCAGACUGUCUACCAACUCUCCAGAAUCCUACACACAGUCAGAGUCUGACUCCUACCCCUAUCCCAGAUCCCCUAAAGUUCUCUAUACUCCUAGAAGAAGGUACUCUACUGGAGGAGAUGAAGAGAGCUGGAGUCACAGCAGUCUUCAAAGAAUUCAGAGUGGUAUAGGGAGGAUGAUCCUAAAGGAGGAGAUGAAAGCUAGAUCUGGUUGCUAUGACAACGACCCUUGGGGCAGCACUCGGAACUCCCGCAGCGGCAGCAAGGAGACUCUCACCACUGUCAGCUACAACAGCACCGGCUACAACAGUACUGUUAAUGGCUCUCCUCAAUCCAAUUACAGCCUAGACAAUGAUUCGUACAAAUCAGCCUCUCUACCAGGAUACAGGCGGAACAGUGUCAACAGGCCCCAGAGUGCAGCCGCAGACUACUACCAACAGUAUGACAGCAGCAGUGAAGUCAACUGGGGAACCAGAGAAUACAAGGUUUACCCGUAUGAAGCGCUGAUCGUGACCACCAGGGGGCGACACCGAGUGCCUAAAGAUGUGGACAGAGCCAGACUAGAGCGUCAUCUGAGUCCCGAGGAGUUCCUACAGGUGUUUGGGAUGACUGUGGCAGAGUUUGACCGGCUGGCUCUCUGGAAGAGGAAUGAAAUGAAGAAACAGGCCCGACUCUUCUAACCAUGGAGAGAGAGAGACAAUUAGAGGAAAUUGAGAAAGAGAAACUGUUCUAAUUAAAGAAAGACAGACUGUUAAUGACAACAGAGAUAGAUAGAGCGAGAGAGACAGACUGUUAAUGACAACAGAGAUAGAUAGAGAGAGAGAGACAGACUGUUAAUGACAACAGAGAUAGAUAGAGAGAGAGAGACAGACUGUUAAUGACAACAGAGAUAGAUAGAGAGAGAGACAGACUGUUAAUGAA
Molecule: messenger RNA, 2644 nt
Organism: Oncorhynchus masou masou (cherry salmon)
Lineage: Eukaryota; Metazoa; Chordata; Actinopteri; Salmoniformes; Salmonidae
Product: actin-binding LIM protein 3-like
Exons: 26
Coding region: 1-2403 (800 amino acids)
Biological process (GO): cilium assembly; lamellipodium assembly; cytoskeleton organization
Cellular component (GO): stress fiber; actin cytoskeleton
Molecular function (GO): actin filament binding
Source: RefSeq, a predicted model, not a curated record